UGGUUCUAUAAACUUUUUAUUUGUUGGUUUGGUUUCAUGAGAAACAUUGUUUUGGAGAAUCAACAAGUAUCGUGUCAUGUUUAGCACAUGCUUUCGAUGAUUUCAAGGCUUUGAUGUUGUAAAAUAUUGAUGCAAAACAAACACAAUUGCUAUCUCCAAGAGAAUCAGUUUCAUAUAAUAAAUAACAAAAGGUUUCAUGUCAGUGUGAAGAAGAAAAAAAAAAAUUGGAUUUUUGAAGUGGAAAAUAGCUUUGACCAUUCAAAAACCAAAUCAACAAAUCUCACACUCAAAGUUUGAUGAAGAAAUGUAUUAAUUGCUUUGAAAGUUCUUCAAGCUAUGAUCUUUUGAAUCUUCUUCAUAUAUAUAGUAGUAGCAAAAAAAAAACCAAAACUUUCCCUCAGCUUCUUCAUUGUCACUUUUUAACAACAUUUUACCAAAAGGGUAGCAAGAAAGAACCUUAAAGUUAUCAACUUCAACCUUAAAAGCCUCUUUUAUAACCCCUUUUGUCCAACAUUGAAAUUUCUCUAUAGUCUUUAUUUCUUAUUUUCACUCAAUAGUACUUCUUAGUUCUUAUAACCUUUGUUGGGUUAUUUGGAUCCUUAAAAGUUUGGUUUUUGACACCACAGAAUAUGAUGAUGAUAAUGGAGAAAGUAACCAAGCAACAAAUCUAUCACAAGCUAGGUUCUUUUUUCACCACUUUGCUAUCUAGUAUCAUUCUAGUUCUUAUUCUCUUUUCAUUUUUCUUUUACUUUUCAGUUUCUAAAUAUUUUCUUUACCUUUUCACACUUUUAUUUGUUCUUUUAUCUAAUAUGCUUCUUUUCACACUAAACAAGAAAAAAGGGUCUUUAUGUGAAAAUUUAGUCCAAGAAGAUAACAUGAAGAAAUCAGAGUUACAACCUUCAUUAGAAAAUGUUGCUCAGAAGCAAGUUGAAGCACUGUCAUGUUCUUCAUUUUCAUUAGACAGUGAAAACAGUACUGUCUCAAUCAUUGGUGAAAGUUUUGAGAUUGAUCAUAGAAGAUAUCAAGAUGAUGAUGAGGAGGAGGAUGAGGAUGAGGAUGGUCUUAUUGAAAUCAAACUUCCAAGUAGAAACUUCUCUACUUUAAAUGAAGACUUUGAACAGAAUUUGGAUUCCAUUUUCAAGCAGCAAGGUCUUAUGGAUCUCUUAGCAGAAAUUAAUGAGAUGAAUGAAGAUGAAAAUUUAAUUGAGAUUGAUAUUUUCAAGGGAUCCACCAAAUAUCAAGAUUUCAGAUAUAAGGAGUUGGCAUGUUUAGGAGAUCAAUGUGUUCUUAGUGAUUGAUCCUUAUCUGAUUUUUAUUUUAAGCUGUUAUUUUAGUUUUAAUUUUUUUAUUUACAAAAGACUAUUUUUCUUCUUGAUGCUUGUGAAAUUUUGUUCUCUUGUACUAACUUGGCAUAUUAAUUUUAAGUUUCUUUUUUUAA
Molecule: messenger RNA, 1438 nt
Organism: Cicer arietinum (chickpea)
Lineage: Eukaryota; Viridiplantae; Streptophyta; Magnoliopsida; Fabales; Fabaceae
Source: RefSeq, a predicted model, not a curated record